AUGUCGGAAGAUAAACUCGACGAGGGUGUCGAGUACGGUGCUUUCCCAUUUGAUUACUAUAUUGCAGACCAUUGGCCUGAGGGCUUAGAGGAAAGCCCUCAGAAAUGGGAAGAAUUAGACUACCAAUCUAGAGCAGACUUGAAGGUGACUGAUUUGGUAAAUGGUCUGCUGUCUGGCUUGACAAAUGAUCAAAUAAAAGUUUUGAGCAUCCAUCAGUCAAAUUAUGAGCGAAAUAUUUGUGCAAAUCUGGAUACUGGCAUACAGAAAAUCUGGCUUCGGACCUGCUACGAUAAAGACCUAAACGAGAAAUAUGAAAAGAUGAGAGCUGAUGGGGAGGAUGAAAUUACCCUCUUUCGAUGUCUCGACGACAGCAAUUGCUACGCUUUUGAUGACGGAUCGUUGGAUCACUGGCGACAAGUUCUCGUCCGAGUACCGGGAAUAACGGACUUCCGGGGCGUCGGGUACGAUGGAGAUGUCCUCACUUACCAUUCGGGUAAAAACGACGAGGAGAUGCGGGCUCAAUGUGAAGAGAUAGAAGACGAGGAAUCUAGAGGCCUAGCCUUGACAGAGCUAGAGUUUCAAGUUGUGGUGUACCUGCUCGACCGUGAGGCUAUCGAAACGGGUUUGAUCAAGAUGCUUUGGUUGGACGAGCACGGAAACAGUGCUUGGGAGAACCGCGUGGAGCCCUCUAGUCUAAAUUCGCUUUCUGGGGCCUUUAUGAAUGGCAUUCGUUUAGACGAAAUUACGGGUGGAAAUUCCGGCCGAGGGUCUUUGAUAACCGUUUUCAACGUUUUGCAAGCUUCGAUCGAGGAAGAGAAGAUCCCCAAGCCUAUAUGUCAGCUUGAAAAUGAGGCCUCUGUCACCACCACUACUAAGGGUGAGCACUCCAUUGAACUUGCCAAUAUUCACAUGCAUCUUCAGGCAGCCCAACAAGUCACUGCAGAUCCCCAGAAAGCUGAGUUCUUAGAGUACUACAAUAGUUAUUUCACGAAGAGCUAG
Messenger RNA from Penicillium angulare, 999 nucleotides. RefSeq lists its product as uncharacterized. Bases 1 to 999 code for a protein of 332 amino acids. The record is from RefSeq and is a predicted model, not a curated record. NCBI's taxonomy places the organism in Eukaryota, Fungi, Ascomycota, Eurotiomycetes, Eurotiales, Aspergillaceae. The transcript has 4 exons.